This is a messenger RNA of Fragaria vesca subsp. vesca, 1157 nucleotides long. RefSeq names its product dihydrolipoyllysine-residue acetyltransferase component of acetoin cleaving system-like. NCBI's taxonomy places the organism in Eukaryota, Viridiplantae, Streptophyta, Magnoliopsida, Rosales, Rosaceae. The transcript has 4 exons. Bases 199 to 1119 code for a protein of 306 amino acids. The record is from RefSeq and is a predicted model, not a curated record.
CCACACAAAAAGAAAGGAAUCCAUCCACCUAAACCAACCCCCAUCUGCAAAUUAAGCAUCUCAAUUCUCACUCCCACACGCUUUUUAUUCCAAAAAAUUAGGGUAAAACAGAAGAAAAUCGAUCAUCACUUUCCCAUUUCAUCACUUCCCAAAUAAUACACAACACUCUUCUCUGAUCUCCCUCCACACUGAUCAAAAAUGACGAUCCUGCCCUCCUUCCUCAGCCCCGUAACCCUAUGGGGCCUCUACGUCCGCCGCUGCUUCGCCGCCUCCGGACUCUCCCAGCAGUCCAUGAAGCUCGACGAACACACCACCCUUCACUUCUGGGGGCCCCACCAAACUAUCCCUAACAACAAGCCCUGUCUGGUCCUCAUCCACGGCUUCGGCCCUGCCGCCAUGUGGCAGUGGCGGAAGCAGGUCCAGUUCUUCACUCCCAACUUCAACGUCUACGUCCCCGACCUUGUCUUCUUCGGCAGGUCCACCACCACGUCACCCGACAGAGCCGAAACGUUUCAGGCGGCCUCGGUGGCGAAGCUGCUGGAGAAGCUGGGCGUGGAGAGGUUCAGCGUGGUGGGGACCAGCUACGGUGGCUUCGUGGCGUACCACGUGGCCAGGAUGUGGCCGGAGAGAGUUGAGAAGGUGGUGAUUGCUAGCUCUGGGGUCAACAUGAGAGGGAGAGAUAGCGAGGCGUUGCUUAAGAGAGCUAACGUUGAGAAAAUCGAGGACCUCAUGCUUCCGGCCACCGCCGCGCAGCUCCGCAAGUUGGUCCGUCUAGCUAUGUUUAAGAAAGUUGACAUGAUCCCUCAAUUCUUCAUGAACGACUUGAUAGAGAAAUUGUACUCGGAUAAAAGGAAGGAGAAGAUGGAACUUUUGAAGGGAGUGACUAUUGGAAGAGAUGACAAAGCAAACAUCUCUCCUCUUGAUGAUAAGGAGGUGUUGAUUGUGUGGGGAGAAAGUGACCAGAUAUUUCCUCUGGAGAUGGCUACUGAACUGAAGCAACUUAUGGGGACGAAAGCGAGACUGGAGGUGAUCAAGAACACAUCACACAUGCCGCAGAUUGAAGAUUCUGUGCAGUUCAACCACAUUGUACAAAACUUCUUGUGCAAGGACCGAGUCUGAAACUGUGACUGCUAUUAGCUAUGCUGGGACAUUUGGGG